Elgaria multicarinata webbii is the source of this 2664-nucleotide messenger RNA. It is a transcript of the gene DLGAP5, whose product is annotated as DLG associated protein 5. The coding region runs from base 1 to 2592 and encodes 863 amino acids. The transcript has 18 exons. Gene Ontology annotation, biological process: regulation of mitotic cell cycle; centrosome localization; signaling. Gene Ontology annotation, molecular function: microtubule binding. NCBI's taxonomy places the organism in Eukaryota, Metazoa, Chordata, Lepidosauria, Squamata, Anguidae. The record is from RefSeq and is a predicted model, not a curated record. Gene Ontology annotation, cellular component: nucleus; spindle pole centrosome; cytoplasm.
AUGAGUACAAAUUUUGCUACUCGGUACAAAAAGGAUCUGAGUACCGCAACCCUCAAGACGAAACUUGUCCGCCGAAAGUCCGUCUUCCAGAAGGAGAGCAGGCACAAUGAGUUCAAUAAGGGCAGGCAGUUUGGCUUAAUUGAUGCCAAUAUACAGUCAUCAAGAGGCAAGGAGCUUUCUCGGUUAGAAGAGACAGGCGAAGGGUACUCCUCAAAGAGCAAAGGAAAGUCAAGCCAGAUCCCAAUUGCUGCAUCUAAGACUCGUGGACAGGAGCGCCUGGAAAUGCUACAGCGUUACAAAGCCGAAAAAGAACUUCGCAAGCUGAAAGAGCAGAGAGACAAGCCUAUAUUUAAAUGUGGGCGAUUCAAACCGGAGGACCCUGGCUUCCUCUCAAAAGCAUCGCAGAUCCCGUUAUUGAGCAAGCCAAAGGAGAAGGAAGCACCACCUGUUGUGCGGAUGACAAGAUCGAGGACAAAGAACCAAUUGCAAGAACCAGUUGGACCAUCAACUAGAUCACACCUUUCAGCAACUUUUUCUGGCAGCCGUCUGCAAACAGGUCAGCAUAUCCACGUAGACAAACCUCCCAGAAAAGAGAACAAAGAGGUGCAGCCCGCAGUCUCUACGACCACAAGUGGAAGAACUACAAGAGCAACAGCCGCUGCCAAGACCAAAAUACCACAGGUAUCGCGACCGGCCGUAAUUGCAGGUAAUCUGCCACAGAAGAGGAUACCGCAGAAAGGAAAGCAGCAGAAAGGAGUCAAAAAUGAAGGGACAACAGCGUUGCACGGCAUGAAAGAGAAUCCUCUAAUAGAGCUAGUGAAAGAAGAGGCGAAACCUCAAUCUGCUACCGACACAGAGCAGGACGUGGCUUUCCUUGAGAAGGAAAACCUGCCGGCAUCUCCCAUCCCAGCUUCUGCGCCGUCAAAGAGAACACGUUCGUUUGCCCCCCAGAACUUUGUGUUUCAGCCCCUGGAGGGUUUGACCACCUACAAGGUUAAACCAAUGAGCCCUUCCAGGGUGGAUGUGUUCUUGUCACCCAAUCUCUUCUGGAACUCCGCACAGACCACCAGCAAAGCCCCUGAAGAAGAUACAAAAGAACCCGUGACACAGGACUAUGGCCUAAACAACCAUUUCUCCGCUGCCCCAGAAGUGACAAAGGAGGUCCUUCAGGAGUGUCAGUCUGCCCUGGAAUUCUUGGAAGCUAAGACAGAAUGCGUGUCUAAUGAGAUGAGGGAUGCUGUUCCCGCUGAAAGGGAAAUCAGCCUGCUGUGUGCAGACCCGCCAGCAAUGGCCACGUCAGACCUGACAGGGGAGCUGCAGCAUGAUGUGCCCUACUUCAGAAACAUCCUUCGGUCCGAGACAGAGAGGCUGGCUUCGUGUUGCCUCGAAUGGGAUGGAACAGCUGAGAUGGAUAUCCCAGAGGACGCAAAAGAUCUUGUCCGCACCACCAUUGGGCAAACCAGACUGCUGAUAGCAGAGAGAUUCAAACAGUUUGAAGGACUGGUGGAUAACUGUGAGUUUGGACGUGGGGAAAAGGAGACAACCUGUACAGAUCUGGAUGGUUUCUGGGAUAUGGUGGACUUCCAAGUAGAGGAUGUAAAUAAGAAGUUUGAGAACUUGAGGAAGCUUCAGAUGAACGGAUGGCAAAUGAUAGACGAUGUCCAGGCUAAGAGACCUGCCAAGAAGAAGGCUGCUCCUCAAAGGGCCAACAAAGCACAGGGUGGGUCUGCCAAAAGGGCAGCAGCCCGAAAGCGUGUUGCAGCUAUAAAGGCGGCCGUGAAGAACAAGUUGAAGCAGGAGGGGCUGGCAAAAGAGGCUACAGGCCAAGAAAUGCCAACGGAAGCAGAGAAAGUGAUGUUCGACGCCAGGUUUUUCCACUUCAAUUCUCCUGCCAAGCCCUUUGCAGGCCGGACUCCUAAAUCUGUCAGCAGGAGUUCCCGACGGAUUUCCAGGCGAGCAACUCCAAGAUCUGCCCAUAAGGCCCUGCUUCAGAGUUGCGCAGAGACCUGCGUUGUACGGCUCAGCACACCGUCCGCGUCCCAAGCCGUUCCUUCUGUGCCAGAUCUGAAUGCGUGCUUGGAUCCUGGUGCACCUGGCCUACUUGGAUCUGUUUCUGAACAAAGUGACAUCCAGGCUGCAGAGGAAUUGCGGACCGCAACAGAAGAGCUAGCAGAGGAAACUACGGAUUCACGAGCAAACACCUGUGACAGGGGCUCACCCUCAAGUGACAAUGGCUUGGCUCCUGUCCGUUGUCAGGGGCUGGAAAGUCCCAGCGUUAUAAAGGAAGAACCGGAAAUUGAAGAAGAGAUGGAAGAAGCCGUUGCAGAUCUGGAAGAGCAGGGUGUUCUGUGCACUCCGAAGAAGGAUUCCCAGUCUGAAGGAAUUUGCUCUCCGGAAUUACACACUCCAGAAGGCCUCCUUCUCAGUAACUUCUCCUGUGAUGAUGGACCGCUUGAUCUCCAGCAGCCACACCCGGACACCAGCCUUUUCUUCACUCCUCUGGGGAACGAAGCUGCGAAAAUUGCUGCGGGGGCUUCGUCCAACGACCUCAUUGUAUUCUCUCCCCUCCCUCUGCCAGAUGGGGAGAAAUAAGGGGCUGGAUUAAUCCUAUCAACUUUGGGGUUUAUUAUGUUUGAGAGCAACUGCACCAGUGCACUGAAUAAA